This is a messenger RNA of Didymodactylos carnosus, 405 nucleotides long. Lineage: Eukaryota; Metazoa; Rotifera; Eurotatoria; Philodinida; Philodinidae. The record is from the annotation of a GenBank genome assembly.
AUGGCAUAUACAACUUAUGAAAAAGUACAAAUGACGGAUGAUCAGAGCAAUAUUAAUGUCGUAACAAAUAUAAAUAAUCCAACGACUUCGAUUCGCCAUUAUUUUGUAUUUUCAUUAAUCUCGUCAAUCUUCUUGUGUCCGGCAUCUGGUAUUAUUGCAUUGGCCUAUAGUUUGAAAUCAUCAGCUAAAGCUGAUGCCAAAUGUUUAGAUAAAGCACGUCUUUAUUCACGUCGUGCUAAAAUAUGGAAUUUAAUUCCAGUAGCACUAUAUGUCCUUAAAACAUUAGAUGAAUUUCUAAUGUAUCGAAUGUUACCAAGUACUUGUCCAAAUAUAGCAAACACUUCUCAAGUAUUUGUUUACUUGCAAUUUUCGGCAAGUACUAGCACAGGGGCAAAUAUUGCUUGA